Molecule: messenger RNA, 2916 nt
Organism: Nipponia nippon (crested ibis)
Lineage: Eukaryota; Metazoa; Chordata; Aves; Pelecaniformes; Threskiornithidae
Source: RefSeq, a predicted model, not a curated record
AUGAGGAAGACUGAAGGUGAAGGUGGCGAAAAAGAACUGCAGGAUUGCCGAGUAAGAAGGCAAGAAGAGAUGGUUAUAAACAACUACCUGGACGGGACGCAAGGAGGGGUCAUGGACAAGGCAUCCCCGAGUGGCAUGCAUUUCAGGGAUAGCAAGAGAAAGGUCGACUACGUGUUAGCCUACCACUACCGAAAACACCUCACUCGGCACCCGCCUGGUGCAGGCUCACCGGAGCCAAUGCGCAGAUUUGCCUCCUUGGCCCUGGUUUUGAAUGGAGGGACCGGGAAGGGCCGUGCUGAGCCACAGCAGCAGGAUGGUGGCCAGCAUGCCCCCCAGGAGUGUCCGGGGCCACCAGGGGCGGAGGUGAUCGAGCUCGGCCCACUGGACACCCUGGAGGAGGAGAAGCGGCUGCAGCGGGAGGAAUACGAACGUAACCUGGUGGAAGCGGGGCUGGAGAUAGAGAAAGACCCUGAGAAUAAGAGCCAAGGAUUGAGUUUUGUCCGUAUACAUGCACCGUGGCAAGUACUUAGUCGAGAAGCAGAACUCCUUAAAAUAAAAAUGCCCACUAAAAAGAUGUAUGAAAUCACAGAAGAAGGGGGAAUACUCAAAACAUUAAAUGAAAUAUGGUGCAAAUUGACUGAACCUCUGCAACCCCAGGUGCCACAACAAGAAAAUACCAACAUGAAAAGCCUGUCUUACCCAUUUUCCAGAGAGAAAAUAUAUUUGUAUAACAUUAAAGACAAAGACACCUUUUUUGACAAUGCUACCCGCAGCCGAAUAGUACGUGAAAUUUUGAAGCGCACACCUACAAAGGCCAGAAACAGCAUGGGUAUUGGCACAUUAAUAGCAAACAAUGUUUAUGAUGCAGCAUACCCACUUCAUGAUGGUGAAUAUGAAGGCCAAAAUGAUGACAUGAAUGAAAGAAAGUUGCUGUAUCAAGAAUGGGCAAGAUACGGAGUAUUUUACAAGUUUCAGCCUAUUGACCUCAUAAGAAAGUAUUUUGGAGAAAAGAUAGGACUUUAUUUUGCGUGGCUGGGUUUAUAUACAGAAUUCCUCAUUCCAUCUUCAGUAGUUGGGAUUAUUGUAUUUCUUUAUGGAUGUAUAACGAUUGAGAGUGACAUUCCUAGUAAAGAAAUGUGCGAUCAACGCAAUGCCUUCACCAUGUGCCCCCUGUGUGACAAGUUCUGUGAUUACUGGAACCUCAGCUCUGCAUGUGCUACCGCUCGAGCUAGCCACUUAUUUGACAACCCCGCCACAGUCUUAUUCUCCAUCUUUAUGGCUCUCUGGGCUACUAUGUUCCUUGAACAAUGGAAACGUUUGCAGAUGAGACUGAGUUACUUCUGGGAUCUAACUGGACUGGAGGAAGAAGAAGAGCAUCCCAGACCAGAGUAUGAAACCAAACUGCUGCAGAAAAAUGUCUCCAAGGCAAACAGGCAUCAGGAAGAUGAAAAGGAGAAGCUGACAUGGGGUGACCGUAUGCCUGGAUAUGCAGCAAACUUUGGAUUGAUUUUAUUUAUGAUUAUGCUGACGUUUUCAGCAGUGUUUGGUGUGAUUGUAUACCGGAUCACAACAGCAGCAGCUUUGUCAUUCAGCACAAACGAGACAACCAGGUCAAAUGUUCGAGUGACUGUGACCGCAACUGCUGUCAUCAUUAACCUCGUGGUGAUACUUAUACUUGAUGAAAUUUAUGGAGCUGUUGCCAAAUGGCUGACAGAAAUUGAGGUACCAAAAACAGAGAAAACCUUUGAGGAGAGACUGAUUUUGAAGGCAUUCCUACUGAAGUUUGUGAAUUCUUAUGCACCAAUUUUUUAUGUUGCCUUUUUUAAAGGAAGAUUUGUUGGCCGUCCUGGUCAUUAUGUAUAUGUAUUUGGUGGUUAUCGAAUGGAAGAGUGUGCUCCAGGAGGCUGUUUGAUGGAACUCUGUAUUCAGCUGAGCAUCAUUAUGCUUGGAAAACAACUGAUUCAAAACAAUCUGUUUGAAAUUGGAAUCCCGAAGCUAAAGAAGCUCUUCAGGAAGCUGAAGGAUGAAAGAACUGAGCCAAAGGAAAUGGACACCAACCAAUCAAAGGACCCUCAGCAAUGGGAUCUUGACUACAUCUUGGAACCUUUCACUGGGCUGACUCCAGAAUACAUGGAAAUGAUUAUCCAGUUUGGCUUUGUCACUCUCUUUGUUGCCUCCUUCCCCCUGGCACCCCUCUUUGCUCUUCUGAACAACAUUAUAGAAGUCCGGCUUGAUGCAAAAAAGUUUGUUACUGAACUGAGGAGGCCAGACACAGUAAGAGCAAAAGACAUAGGAAUUUGGUAUAACAUUUUGAGUGGUAUUGGAAAGCUUUCAGUUAUCAUUAAUGCUUUUGUAAUUGCUGUCACAUCUGAUUUCAUUCCACGCCUUAUGUAUCAAUAUGCAUACAGUCAAAAUGGAACCAUGCAUGGCUUCAUCAAUCACACACUCUCAUACUUCAAUGUCAGUCAUCUCAAGGCUGGAACACAGCCAGAAAACUCCCCGUUUGCACAGGAUGUUUUAUUCUGCAGGUUCAAAGACUACAGAGAACCACCUUGGUCCCAAAAUCAGUAUGAGUUUUCUAAACAGUACUGGGCGAUCUUAUCCGCUCGCUUGGCUUUUGUUAUUCUAUUUCAGAACUUGGUGAUGUUCCUCAGUGUUCUGGUUGACUGGAUGAUUCCUGACAUCCCCAAGGACAUCAGUGAACAGAUUAAAAAGGAGAAGAGCGUGCUUGUUGACUUCUUCCUGAAGGAAGAACAUGAAAAACUGAAGCUCAUUGAAAGCUUUAUUGCACGUGACAAGCAGAAACACAAAAGUGGGACCAAAGGCGAAAGGAUCCGGGCUGCCAGCUUCUGUCAGUUUAACCGAAGUCAGAAAGGCAGCUUUGCCUCCUUUAGCUCGCAGCACACAGAAGUGUGA